Molecule: messenger RNA, 930 nt
Organism: Lolium rigidum
Lineage: Eukaryota; Viridiplantae; Streptophyta; Magnoliopsida; Poales; Poaceae
Product: 4-hydroxybenzoate polyprenyltransferase, mitochondrial-like
Exons: 8
Coding region: 73-930 (285 amino acids)
Biological process (GO): ubiquinone biosynthetic process
Cellular component (GO): mitochondrial inner membrane
Molecular function (GO): prenyltransferase activity
Source: RefSeq, a predicted model, not a curated record
GACAGGAAGGAUAGCGGCCCCCCGCCGGUGUCGUGGGUGGAGAGUUCACUUGAGGCGGCGCGCCCGUACGCGAUGCUCGCUCGUCUCGACAAGCCCAUCGGCACCUGGCUCUUCGCUUGGCCCUGCAUGUGGUCAAUAACAAUCGCGGCAAUGCCGGGGGAGCUCCCUGACUUGAAAAUGCUCGCACUCUUUGGAUGUUUAGCUAUCCCCAUGAGGGGAGCUGGUUGCACAGUCAAUGAUCUUCUCGACCGCAACAUUGAUAAGAAGGUUGAGCGCACCAAAAUCAGGCCUCUUGCAUCAGGCGUUCUAACUCCUUUUCAAGGAUUGUGCUUCCUCGGAUAUCAACUACUAGUUGUAUUGGGUUUUGUUCUCCAACUGAACAACUUUAGCCGUGUUCUCUGGCUUUCUUGGCUUCCAUUGGUGUUUUCAUAUCCCUUGAUGAAGAGGUUCACAUUUUGGCCUCAGGCAUAUCUCGGCUUCACAUUCAACUGGGGAGCUUUGUUAGGAUGGGCUGCUAUCAAAGAUAGUUUAGAGCCCACUGUCAUCCUUCCAUUGUACAUUGCUGGGAUAUGUUGGACAUUGGUGUACGAUACCAUAUAUGCACACCAGGACAAACAAGAUGACCUCAAACUAGGAGUUAAAUCCACAGCCUUAUGGUUUGGAGAUUCAACCAAGCACUGGAUUAGCGCCUUUGGUACUGCAGUGAUUGGUGGUUUAGCACUUAGUGGCUAUAAUGCUGAACUUGCUUGGCCAUACUACUAUUUUCUGAUAGCUGCAGCCGCACAGUUGGCAUGGCAGAUUUCAACUGUUGACUUAUCUAACCGCGUAGAUUGCAACAUGAAAUUUGUCUCAAAUAAGUGGUUUGGAGCCUUGGUAUUCAGUGGGAUAGUUUUCGGUCGACUUGCAUCAUUAUCGAUACAUCAGGCGUGA